Messenger RNA from Cetraspora pellucida, 885 nucleotides. The record is from the annotation of a GenBank genome assembly. Lineage: Eukaryota; Fungi; Glomeromycota; Glomeromycetes; Diversisporales; Gigasporaceae.
AUGUCUUGGAAUAGUUAUUUUGAUGAAACGCCUCCUGAAAUAGGCAGACAUACUUCAGAAGAGUCUGGAUUUAUUAAUCAAAAAGGGCUGCUCAGAAGACAUCAAGAAGGGUGCUAUACGUCCCGAGAAGGGGUUGAACUCACACAACUACGGUGGGAAUCUUCUUGUUUCCCGCUUUAUGGUCUUCUUGUCCGUUGUGGUCUGCCAGAAGCAGUAUGGGGGACCUCCAGUAGUCCUGAGAAGGGGUUGAACUCACACAACUACGGAGGGAAUCUUCUUGUUUCCCACUUUAUGGUCUUCUUGUCCGUUGUGAGACGAUGCAUCGUCACUAUAAGUAAUAAGACACAAGAAAUGAUGGCAAACAUAGCUGAAGAAACCGUGGAAGAACAUAUAGCAAUGAGUAAAGCAGGAAAUGUAAGUCUUAAGAAUAAAAAUUCAACGAAUGCUAAACGAAAUAAAUUAAAUAGCCAGGAAAUUGAGGAAAUUGGCCAAUUAGCCAAUGAUGAGCUUGAAAAUGCUGACAACUUUGUAAGUAUUGAAAAAUUAUGUUUUUGGCCUGAGUUAGGAACCCUCCUAUUACUAACCCGCACGACACCUCUCCUCAAAAAUGUCACUUAUCCUCGCACUUUUACCAACUGUUGUUCAACUAAUUAUCGUGAACUUCUAACCAACAAACAUGUUUUAACGAAACAAUGGCAUGAAAACUGGGCAAAAUGGAGUCCUGAAAUGAAAGAGGAUGAAAAAAAAAAGUUCGAUUGUGCUCAAUUAGUAACAAGGAAUUUUUUUUCGACCUUAACGUCAAAUAGCAUCGAACAUAAAAUAGACGAAGAUACCUUUGUCCAUAGAAUAUGUCUUCAAAUUUCCGCAGCUACUGCAUUUCAUAUU